Molecule: messenger RNA, 2537 nt
Organism: Beta vulgaris subsp. vulgaris (sugar beet)
Lineage: Eukaryota; Viridiplantae; Streptophyta; Magnoliopsida; Caryophyllales; Amaranthaceae
Product: elongation factor 1-delta
Exons: 8
Coding region: 1041-2036 (331 amino acids)
Biological process (GO): translational elongation
Cellular component (GO): eukaryotic translation elongation factor 1 complex
Molecular function (GO): translation elongation factor activity
Source: RefSeq, a predicted model, not a curated record
CUAAUUAAUUCCCCCCUACUUCCCUCCCUCUUCUAAUGAAAUUACUAUUCCCUAUUUCGCCUUUAUGUUUUCUCCCUCACUCCCUGCCUUCAUCUCCUUCCAUACCCAGCCACCGAAACGCCAACUACUGCCCUCCUUCUCUCCAUCUCCUUCCAUACGUUCGUACAAGCUCUGAAUUCGGACGAUGGAUCCCCCAAUUCUAGGGUUUCCAGUUCAAUUUUCACUCGCAUACUAAAGUGAUUUGAAUUUAUUUCAACCCUCUCUCAUAUGAAAAGCAAGAAAUACGCGGUCUAAGUUCGCCACGAUUCUAGAUUGUUCGAACUCCUCUCUCUAUUCUUGUUUUCUCUCCUUUUUAGAUCUCAAACCAUAAUUCCCUAAUUCUUCUCGCUCCUCUUUGAAAUCAAGAAAUAGGGAGGAUUUUUUGGCAAAGUUAAAUCAAGAGGAAGAGAAGGGCGAAGAUGUUCGACAUUCAGAAAUGACCAAGGUUCGAUUUUUUUGCAAACCACUGUUGUUCCCAUGAUGCUGUUCCGGAGCAUGUCAAAAGACGAAUUAGUUGAGCUCCUGCUGAUGCUAUUAGAGAUGCGUUUAAAUUGGAGUUUAAUGAUGAAUGUAAUUUACCAAGCUUCCAAGGAUAAUCUCACUGUGUUUUCUGCUGUACCUAAAGCAUCUUUUCUUCCUAUGUCAACGCAUCUAGGUCGUACAAACAUAUCGAUGCACUUUUGAGGAUCUCUGGUGUGUCUGGUGAGGGAUCAGGUGUUACUGUUGAAGGUAAUGCUCUUGCUUCUGAUGUCGCUACACCUCCAGCAGCUGACUCUAAGGCUUCAGCUGAUGAUGACGACGACGAUGAUGAUGUUGAUCUUUUUGGGGGAAGAGACUGAAGAGGAGAAGAAGGCUGCUGAAGAACGAGCGGCGGCUGCUGCUGCUAAACCCGCUAAGAAGAAAGAAUAGGUUGUUGUGGUGUCUUGAGGAGCAGGUUUUGAAUCAAUCUGAUGGUGAUGAUGUUUUUAGGGUGUGACAAUGAUGAAUAAGCUAUUGCAAGGAUGGAGGAAUCACUAUCAGGCAAAAGGAAAAAUGCCCCAACGUCCAAAGCGUUGGCUGAGAAGGCAGCUUCAAAGAAGAGGCCGUCCACGACCGGGGAUACGCCUCCCCCCAAAAAAUCCAAAGGCUUCACAGCCAAGAAUAAAAAACCCUCUCGGCCUUCUUUGCCAAAGGUCGUGAUUUUUAUACCGGCCGAGGAAGACCCUCCUACUACUGAGGAGAGGGCCUUGGUCACUUAUGCCGGCCCAGUCAAUCCAACCCUCCCUCUUUCUUCCGAGCAAUCGGACGCGGUUGUUCACUUGGACGAGACAGGGAAACAAUCUGCCCAGCCGGACGCGGCUUUGGAUGGGUCGACCUUAUCUGGGCCGGUGGCCAAGCUGGUAUCACAGAUGCCGGAAGCUUAUAGGUCGACUUCCCGAUCUUCUGGUGAGUCUUACUAUUCUAACGUUGUUAGGACUUUGCGCGUUGGCGGGCGCCCGAUGAGUCCGUCCAACAGACAGGCCGUAGUUAUACCCGUCAGAAAUAUUGACGAGUCACCUCUUUCAGAUAAAGGAAAAGGGGCAGCUGAAGUAGGUCCUGACGGUUCUCCCACUCUCUCGGACGACGAAUCCUUGGCCGCUUUUGCGAGGAUGAAUUUGGCCGAUCGUGAGAAGCUCAAGCAGGAGCUUUUCAAAUGCUUCCCUGAGCCUUAUAUCAAGGGCUUGAGAGGGGCUUCAUCAGGACCUGUAGGCUACAUGUCUCAACUGGCUGCUGAGCUCUUUGCUCGCAACAUGAUUAUUGAGGACUGGGCAAGACUGCUCAGAAAAGAAAAUAAGCAGCUCAUCCGGGAGGUUACCAAAGCGGCGGACCUGGCUCAGUUUCCAUGGUCGAGCAGGAAGUGCUGCACCGCCAGUCCAGGGAGGCCUGGGAAAAGUGCUCGGCUAAAAUGGAGGUCGAGAACCAAAGGUAUAUGCUCCGGCCGACGGAGCUUCUGGACGAGAGGGCUACUUUGGAACUAGUCCUUAAAGACGAAAGAAAUUCACCCUUGCUGGCAGCUGCGGAGCUUCGAAGAGAGAACCGUUAUCUGUGAGGUAAAAACCAUGCACUGGCAGAGGAUGCUCAGUCAGCUUCGAGGCGACCAAGGAAGCCCUGGGCAAGGUGAUCGACAUUUCAAAGUGCUGGGCCGUGAAGGCCUUUGAAAUACUGGCCGAGGAGGAUGAUGUCCCAAGAUUCGUCUGUCGGCUAGACUUUCAAGAAAGUCUUCACAAGGCCAGCAUGGACGGGAAGGAACUUCCGACCUUUUAAGAGUCUUCGGACGACGAAGAAGGAGAGAAAGAGGCCGACCCUGAAGCCCAGGACGAUGAUAACAACAAUCCUCCCGAGGCUUAGUUUUCCCUUUCCUUAGUCUUGGCCGCAGGCCUUUUCUACUUUGUAACUUUUUUACUUUUUUUAUUUUGUAUUUUUAGACUAGGUUGUGAAUUCCUCUUUUGACCUUCUAUAUAAGAGUUUCUUUUUUCUCA